AUGGUCCCCAAAGAAGGAGUUCAGUAUCCUGAAAUUAUCAAACUGCUCCGGCAUUUCAGGUGGACAUUGGUCGGUCUGGUUGCUCCAGACUCCGAUGGUGGAGAGAGGUUCAUGAGAAGUUUGACUUCUCUGCUUGUCAGGAAUGGCAUUUGCGUUGUUUUAUCCCAAAGCUUCCCUGUAACUUCCCCUCAUGUACUUGUUGAUGAUUUUCAAUUGUACAAAUGGAGACAAGUUAAUGUCUUUGUUUACUAUGUGGAGAUUGGUUCCUUCAUUAGAGGAAUAUUCAUUACUCAGAAGAUCAACGAACCUUACACACAACCCACAGUUGGAAAGGUCUGGAUCACUUCAGCUUUGUGGGAUUUUACUUUAGAUUUACAAUAUACCACAUUGAUUAUUCCAUCUAUCUAUGGCUACAUUUCCUUCUUAAUCCAGACAAAUAAAAAUGCCAACUAUGGUGAUUUUCAAUCUGUUUAUGCAGCUAUGACAGACUUUAUGGACAAAACAUUUCACUGUUCAUAUUCCAAGCAUGGCUUGUCUGUGAAAGGCUGGACAAGAUGCUCAGAGAAUAAGGAUGCAGAAGCUCUGCCCCAAGAGCAGAAAGAAGGAAUCCUGUCUCUUGACAGCUACAUCACUUAUCGCUCUAUAUGGACUGUGGCCAGGGCCUUAAAUACUGCAUAUUCAUCCAGAUCCAAAAGGAAAAGGAAGGAUAAUAAAGAUUGCUUGGCUCUUCAGCACUUACAGCCAUGGCAGUCCCUCCCUGAAUCUAAAUGUGUGGAGAGCUGCUAUCUUGGUUUCUUCAUGGUGCCUCAGGAAGGGGAGCCUCCUUGCUGCUAUGACUGUCUUCCUUGCAGGGAAGGGACCAUCUCCACUCAGGAAGAUGCGGAAAAAUGUACCAAAUGCCCAGAGGAUAAGCAUCCAAAUGAAAAACGAGAUCAGUGUAUCCCCAAGAUCACAACCUUCCUAACUUACAAAGAGCUUCUGGGGAACAUCUUGGCUUCCUUUGCCCUGAUCUUGUCUUUAACCACCGUGCUUGUCUUAGCAAUCUUCAUUAGAUACUUGGAAACUCCAAUAGUCAAGGCCAACAACAGGGGCCUCUCUUACAUCCUCCUCAUUUCCCUAUUGUUCUCCUUUCUGACUUGCUUUCUCUUCAUUGGCCAGCCAAGGAAAGCCACUUGUCUUCUCCGUCAAACUGUUUUCAGCAUUGUCUUCUCAACAGCUGUCUCUUCAGUCUUAGCCAAGACAAUCACAGUAGUGUUGGCCUUCCUGGCCACAAAGCCAGGCAGCAACAUGAGAAGGUGGCUGGGGAAGACUCUGGCCAACUCCCUGGUUCUUUCUUGUUCUGGGAUUGAAAUGCUCAUUUGCUGUAUCUGGUUAGGAGUCUCUCCUCCAUUCCCUGACUCUGACUUUCAUUCCCAGCCUCGAGAAAUCAUCCUGCAAUGCAAGGAAGGGUCUGUUGCCCUGUUCUAUGGAUCCCUGGGCUACAUGGGCAUCCUGGCUGCCAUCUGCUUCACAGUGGCUUUCCUGGCCAGGAAUCUGCCUGGAGCCUUCAAUGAAGCCAAGCUAAUCACCUUCAGCAUGCUGGUCUUCUGCAGUGUCUGGAUCUCUUUUGUACCCACCUACCUGAGCACCAAGGGGAAAUACAUGGUGACUGUGCAGGUCUUCUCCAUUUUGGCCUCCAGCACUGGGCUGUUGGGCUGCAUCUUCAUCCCCAAGUGCUAUAUUAUUAUCCUGAGGCCAGAUCUUAACACAAAGGAGCAGCUUGUAUUAAAAGUAAAAUAA
Pseudonaja textilis is the source of this 1779-nucleotide messenger RNA. Lineage: Eukaryota; Metazoa; Chordata; Lepidosauria; Squamata; Elapidae. The record is from RefSeq and is a predicted model, not a curated record.